UUGCGCCCGGAUGGAGCGGGAGCGGUUGGUUCGGAAGGUGACGGCGCUGCAGGCCUGCAUCCGGGGCUUCUUGGUUCGACGCCAGUUCCAGAGUCUUCGAGGUGAAUAUGAAGCUAUUGUACGAGAGAUCGACGGUGAUCUGGGCACGCUUCAGUGGACUGAGGGCUGGAUUCCCAGGCCCCGAUUUCUCCCAAAGAAGGCAAAAUCCUGUCAGACCUGGAAAGCCGCUAGAGAGAGGGCACCAAAUCCAGAGCAGGAGCUAUGGAGUCACUCCGCACAUAAAGAGACUGAGAAAGAGACCAUCCAGGAGGAUACGCUACUGAAGAAGUCAGGAGAGAGCUUCACAAACGCCAGCAGUCUUCCCUGCAGAGAUGCCAGUGCCUGGCUUCAGGAUGAGCAGAGCAGGAGGACCAGGAAACCAAGCCAAGAGACCAGAGACGUGUCAAGGAUGAAAAACCCAGAAGCUGCAGGUCCAGGACUGUCCCACAGCCAGACUGAGCUCCAGGAGCUCCAGAACCACCGCAGCCACUUGGCCAUGGAGCUGCUGUGGCUACAGCAGGCCAUCAAUAGCCGUAAGGAGUACCUAGUUCUCAAACAAACACUGAGAUCCCCAGAAGGGAACCAGAAUAGACAUGAGCCCAGCUUGUGCCAAGAUCAUGGGGGACAGAGCUGUGAAAAAGCUGGAUCACAACCAGGCCCACCGCUGGAAGACCAGCCCUACAGAGGCAGGACCCUUGGAGAGCCAGGCCAUGUGGAUGCCUCCUACUGGAGGCUCAGAUCACAACCCCACAAAUUCCCAGAAAGACUGGCCACUCCAGAUAAAACAACUGCUGGGGCCAAGUACAGGGACCCAUCCUACAGAUGGCCUGGGCCACAGCUGCCCACACCAUCGGAAUACCAGGCCACAGGGAAGAGGCUCACCAAAGAGCAGGACUGUGGAGAAGAGAUCUCUGGAGAGACCUGCCUGCAGCUGACAACACUUCUAGAGGAUGAAAGCCACAAAGAGCUCAAAUCUAAGGGCUCCUGUCCUGGAAAGGCCAGGACACAGCUGCCCACACUCCAUGAGGACCCAAACAUUGAAGACAGCUCUCCCAGGGGGCCAUGCCAGAAAGAGCCUGAUUGGCAAGGAGCUGUGCCACGAGAGUUGGGCAUCUCAGAGGACCAUGUCACCUGGGAUGGGUCUUUGGCAGAGCAUGGUGGCCUGGAUCUCUGGAAGAAUAAACCACCCAAGGGCCAGACCCCCAGUGAUAAAAGCUCCAUAGAUAGAACCUCCAGUGAAUCUAGUGAUGAAGGAUGGCAAAACCAGAGGACUGUACCAUGUAGGUCAAGGCCCCCUGAGAAACUGUCCACAGAGUCAGACCACACAGGAGAGGAUCACUGGAGGGGCAGACAGUGGGAAACAGGACCAGCAGGCUAGACCCUGGGGAACCAGAGAGGACCGGGUUCCAAAGGGCGAUGCUAUGAAAGGGCAGUGAGGGAGACAGGACCUCAUCCUAGCUCCCUGGUUCCAGUUGUACCUCCUGCCCCUGGGUAUUGGUGGCUAGUGAAGCCAAGAGAAGCUGGAGCACAGAGCUGGCACCAGUAGAGGGAGAAGGUAGGAGGCUACUUUCAUCCUCUGCCUGUGGUUCAACCCACAUUUAGGGAUAGGGAGCAACCUGGGGCAAGUCAAGUUGGAGAGUAAAGGUUGAGAAUAAAUAAAG
Molecule: messenger RNA, 1700 nt
Organism: Budorcas taxicolor (takin)
Lineage: Eukaryota; Metazoa; Chordata; Mammalia; Artiodactyla; Bovidae
Gene: IQCC
Product: IQ motif containing C
Exons: 5
Coding region: 11-1417 (468 amino acids)
Molecular function (GO): protein binding
Source: RefSeq, a predicted model, not a curated record